GGAGAGGGCGAAAGCAGCCCGCUAGGAUUCAGUAUUUGUGCAACAUUCAACGGAUACACAUCCGCGCUCGGACUUUCUGCUAGCCUACUAUCCCUAAUAACGGUGGUACACCGAAUCUAACAACUCGUCUGUCGAACUAUGAGCUUGCCAAAGAUCAACAGCUUCGACAGAUAGGAUCCCCGGGCUGCUGUGCACUAAACUCCACUGAAAAUGAGGACUUACCUCGUGCUCCUGCUGUGGGCCUUGGCAUCCCUGGGCGCGGAAGCCAUGGUCUUAUUCCGAGGCCCUGGAGGAGCGGCAGGGAAGGAAAUGGACCGACACAAAUCAAAACAUGGAGUGCCUCUCAGGCGAGCCAAACGAGGCUGGAUGUGGAACCAGUUCUUUCUGCAGGAGGAGUACACUGGAACGGAGAACCUCUAUAUAGGAAAGCUCCAGUCAGACGCGGAUAGGGGGGAUGGGAAAGUGAGAUACGUGCUCAACGGGGAAGGAGCGGGGACCAUUUUCGUCAUCGACGAGAAGACGGGGGACCUGCACGUGACGCGGAGUCUGGACCGCGAGUCCAAACCCAGCUACGUGCUCAAAGCCCAGGCGGUGAACAGGCAAACCGGCUACCCGCUGGAGCCCGAGACGGAAUUCAUCGUGAAAGUUCACGACAUCAACGACAACGAGCCAACGUUCCCCAAGGAGGUCUACACCGCCACCGUUCCUGAGAGGUCAAAUGCCGGCACCUCAGUGACCCAGGUGAUAGCCGAGGACGCAGACGACGGGAUGUUCGGAAUGGCAGCGAAGCUGGUGUACAGCAUCAGUCAGGGUCACCCAUAUUUCUCAGUCGAGCCAUCUACAGGCAUCAUCAGGACAGCCCUUGGGCCCUCUGACAUGGACAGGGAACUGCGGGAGCACUACCAGGUGGUGAUCGAGGCCAAGGACAUGGGCGGCUCCAGGGGAGGCCUCACAGGAAGCACCAUAGUCAACAUUACGCUCACUGAUGUGAAUGACAACCCUCCUCAGUUCAUCAAAAGUAUCUAUUCGUUCAGUACGCAGGAGUCCACAGAGACAGGCACUCCUAUUGGGAGGAUUAAGGCGGUGGAUGCCGAUAUUGGCAUAAACGCUGAGAUGGACUACAGCAUCACCGGUGGAGACGGACAGGAUAUGUUUGACGUCACAACCGACAGGGUCACCCAAGAAGGGGUCCUCACUGUUAAAAAGCCCCUCGAUUAUGAGAAGAAGAAAUCGUAUGACCUGAAGAUCCAGGUGCAGAAUCCACGUCCUCUGGUGGACCUGCGCUUGCCGUCUGUGAGCACGGCCACCGUGCGCGUCAGUGUCGAGGACGUGGACGAGCCGCCGGUGUUCGAGCGCUUCACCUACAUCAUGGAGAUGAAGGAGAACGCCGUUGUGGGCUCAGCCGCCGGCUCAGUCAGCGCCAUGGACCCCGACAUCCAACACAGCCCUGUCAGAUAUGCCAUUGAUCGACGCACAGAUCCAGAUCGGCUUUUUAAUGUGCAUUCAGGAAACGGGUCCGUAUACCUACUGAAGCCUCUUGACCGGGAGGAGUCGGCCUGGCACAACAUCUCCGUUGUUGCCACUGAGUUCAACAAUCCAGGGAAGACGAGUCGUGCUCCAGUGUUCAUCCGUGUCUUGGAUGUCAACGACAACGCUCCCACUCUGGCCUCAUUCUACGAGACGUUCGUCUGUGAAAAUGCAAAGUCUGGCCAGAAAAUUCAGACCAUCACGGCGGUGGAUGCUGAUGACCCUGGCGGUGGUCAUCGGUUCUUCUUCACACUGGCCCCAGAGAGUUUAGUGAGACCCAACUUCACUCUGAAAGACAACCAAGAUAACACAGCGUCCAUCUUCGCCCGCCGCAGCGGCUACCGGCGGCUACAGCAAAGCUCUUUCAGCCUCGCCGUGGUCAUCUCCGACGGCGACUACCCCAUGCAGAGCAGCACGGGCACGCUCACAGUGCGGGUGUGCACGUGCGACCGUGAGGGCAACAUGGAAAUGUGCAACGCCGAGGCCCAGUCUGGCGCCGCCGGUCUCAGCACCGGCGCUCUCGUGGCCAUCCUGCUGUGCGUCAUCAUCCUGCUCCUGAUCGUGGUGCUCUUCGCCGCCAUGAAGCGCCAGAAGAAGAAGGAGCCUCUGAUCAUCUCCAAGGAGGACGUGCGCGACAACGUGGUGAGCUACAACGACGAGGGCGGCGGAGAGGAGGACACGCAGGCCUUCGACAUCGGCGCCCUGCGGCACCCAGAGGUGAUGGAGGAGGGCGGCAAGCCGCGGCGGGACAUCAUGCCCUCCGAGACGCUCUACCCGCCGCCCCCGCUGAGAAGGAGCGCGGGCACGGCAGCGCAGGGCAUGCCGCCGUCGCGGGACAACGCCGACGUGCGGGACUUCAUCAACCAGCGGGUGCUGGAUAACGACUGCAACCCCACGGCGCCCCCGUACGACUCGCUGGCCACCUACGCCUACGAGGGCACCGGCUCGGUGGCCGAGUCGCUCAGCUCGCUGGGCUCGGCAUCCUCGGAGGAGGAGGGGAGGGAGCAGGACUACAACUACCUCAGCGAGUGGGGGCCGCGCUUCCGCAAGCUCGCCGACAUGUACGGGGGCGAGGAUAGCGACAGGGACUCCUGAGAUGCCCAGAGCGCUCGCUGAGAAAAAAAGAAGGAAAACAAAUCAAAUGAAAACAAACAAACAAAAAACAGAACCUGUGUUUCUGUGAAGGAAAGUGGAAUAUGCAGCCUGAGUUUUUUCUUUUUUUUGUUGUUGUUGUUUUUUUCUUUUAAACAAAAGUGCCCUUUCUGAUCUUCCUCCCUUAUGUGACUUGUGCUGAAUAUCUCUCUUUCUUUCUCUCUCUCUCUCUCUCUUUCUCCCUCUCUCUCUCUCUCUGUGAGGAGCAGGGAGUGGCAUCAUGCAGCCCAGUUUGUUUCUUAUUGUUGUGCCAGGCAGACACUGAAGAGAAAGUGGACUUCCCUUAUGAAGGGGAUCAAAGGAGAAAAAACUUUCCUUAUAAAAAACUCUUGUGCUCCUCACGUUAUUGUGCAGUCUCUACCAAUAGACACACUGCAUCUAUUGGAGGGAUACUGCCCAGUGAUACAGGUUGACAUCGGUCCACUUCAUAAUAUCCAUUUUUAGUAAGUCAAAUACAGUAUUAUCUUUAAACAACGACAAAAGUAUUGGGGAAUGUCAAUAACUGGGUGCAGAUUUCUCGUGCUGUCACAGACAUGAUUUUACAGGCGGAUAAACAGUCCUUUCUCUUCUUCUGAACUUCUUUCGUCGUUAAUUAUGAGAAAGUGCUACAUCAGCAUUACUUCAUCCUUUGAGUAGAAACAUGAGGACCACAUUAUACUCAAUGAAUGUUUCUCAGCUUUGAUGGUGUGUGGACUUUUUUUGUGACAGAUCUCAUGCAACGCUCACAAGAUGUUGAGUCAGAACGUAACGUCCAAUGAUGUACAGUACACGUACAUGGUUUGAGCUCCUGUGUGCUGUCAUCUGAGGAACUUUUUUUUUGUUUCAGCGAUUCAACCUCAAAUGGAGGUGAGAAGUCUUACGUGUGCUUAUGUUUAUUUCAGUGAACCCACACUUAGCACUAUAAGCACUACACAAUGCCACAGGUGAGAUAACCUGUCAAAAAAAAUCAAUUUGUGAAAAUGUUUGUUUUAGUGAACUUAUCCACAGUAUUAUACUUUGAAGUCGAAAGGUGGAUUUACACACCCUCGAUGCUUUCAUUGGUCGUGCCACCAGGAGCUUAAACUUGAGAUUGCAUUUAUCUGUGUUUAGUGAAACACCCCCAGGACAUUUCAUUUCUUCUUAUGGGGAAGAUGUUGACUGGCUACAGGUUGUUUUUAGUCCCAGUCCCAUGCUCGGAGAUGUGUGUGUGCUUAUGCUUUUUAUGACACUGCGAGUGUAGGCUUUGAGGUAAAGUCAUGUUACAGUAAUGGGAGUAUGUGGUAGAUCACGGUUGCUUUGUGGUUCUAUGAUCCAGUGCUUUGUUUCGCAGUGACUUGGGGAAACUUUGUGUACUGCUUUGCUUUCUACCUUGUCAGAUUUUGUACCAAAUAUUUAUAAAGACACAUUAUUACAGUAAUAUCCUUGAAACAUGAUGUCCAUUAUUAUUGUUUUUUUGUUUUUUUUAAAUGUAUUUUGGAGGUGGUGAAACUUAAUUGUGAGCAGUUUACAGUUCAUAUGAGGAUGUGUUGAUUUUAUGAAAAUAAAGUUUUUUUUCCAUAAAAGCCA
This is a messenger RNA of Clupea harengus (Atlantic herring), 4224 nucleotides long. RefSeq names its product cadherin 6 (gene cdh6). The record is from RefSeq and is a predicted model, not a curated record. Gene Ontology annotation, molecular function: calcium ion binding; beta-catenin binding; cadherin binding. Gene Ontology annotation, cellular component: plasma membrane; catenin complex; adherens junction. Gene Ontology annotation, biological process: multicellular organism development; homophilic cell-cell adhesion; cell morphogenesis. NCBI's taxonomy places the organism in Eukaryota, Metazoa, Chordata, Actinopteri, Clupeiformes, Clupeidae.